AUCUGCGGGGGUAGGCAUUGCUAAAUACUCCUCGGAUAUGAGUUUGUUAAAAACUUGGCAGCUCCCGAUAGGAGAUCAUUCGUCACAAUAUGCUGAGAUAUAUGCAUUGGUUUUUGCAUUAAAAGAAGCUUUAAGUGAUAAGGGUCCUGUUCUUGUUGUUACUGAUUCUGCUUAUUUAGCACGAUCUGCUAAUGAAGAUCUUCCUAUAUGGAGAUCAAAUGGUUUUCUCACGGCUAAAAAGAAGCCGUUAAUGCAUAUUGCGAAAUGGAAAGCAAUUUCUGCUUAUCUCAAUCAUAAGCCUGAUAUUGAAAUUGUACAUGAACCGGCUCACAGGAAGCUAGGUUCGUCUGCUCACACACUGGGUAAUCAGCUUGUUGAUUCUCUCGCACAAGCUGUUAGUCAAAAAUAUGCUGUGAACCAAGUUAAAACCAGGUCACAAGCAAAACCAGCCAGUCUCGAUGCAGAGUUAAAUGCCUGUUUGGAUGAUUCCAGACCUAAUCCACCUGGAUAUCCAAAAAUAUAUGCAUAUAAAGUGCAAGAUGAACACUGUAUUGUCACUAUUAAAGAAAUUGAUUAUAUCCUUCCACCUAAAGAAGAAAGGGUUCGAAUUGCCAAUAAAGCACAUGCAAGUAUUGGUCAUCCACAUUUGGGACGUGACAAUGUUCUUCAAGCACUUAAGAAAAAAUAUUGGUGGCCUAAUAUGAGAAAAACGGUGUCAUAUGUGGUAGGUAAUUGUAAACCAUGUUUGUUAGUUAACAAUCCUAACCAUCAAAAUCCACCACAUAUUGUUAAAGAAAUUCCUAACAAACCUUUUGAUCUAAUUUAUCUUGAUCAUAUUGGUCCACUGCCACCUUCUCAUGGUUACCUAUAUGUGUUAGUAUGUGUUGAUGCCUGUACUAGGUUUACUUGGUUGUACCCCGUACGUGCUACGAAUUCUAACACCACGCUUAGUUGUCUCAAUUUUUUGGUAGGUGCUGGAAAACCAAAGAUCUUACACUCGGACGGCGGUCCGGCUUUCACAGCUGUGAAAACCCAAGAGUGGGCUCGUGCCCUAGGUAUUAAAUGGGAAUUCAGCUCCCCUUACCAUCCUCAAAGUAGUGGGGUUGUGGAAAGGAAAAAUGCCGAAAUAAAACGACUCCUAACCAAGUUGUUGUAUUCUCGUCCCACACAGUGGUACCCAUUGUUACCUCAGGUACAACUAGGUAUUAACAAUAUUCCUGCUUCAAAUUCAGGAGUUGCGAGACGCUUUGUCUCACCCUGCGUACGCACCAGAUACCACACAUGCAUGGACUCCACAGGUUGGCCACUUUGUCCAGGAGAGGGUAUCUAUUAUAAAGCCCUUACGACCACGUUGGAAGCCUCCAGCAGAGAUUAAAACUGUUAUUAAUGAACGGACUUUUAUUAUAGUUGAUAAACAAGGCCGUCAAAGAACUGUGAGUAUUGACAAUUUAAAACCUGUUCCUUUAUCCUGUGAUAUUCAGCAUGGAGGAGAAACCACCUCUAACUUACUCUCAAUGGCUGACCAUGGCAAAUGUGCAGACACAGGAAAACCAGCAGGACACCUUGUUUGAAUAUCAAUCGUGUGCCACGGAAGAUGUGCAGACAUCAGGUGAGAAAGAGACUUUCAUUGAUAUACCUGAUUGCACUAAAAUGCCUUCUUUGAAGCAAAAACAUGUCUGUGGAUUUUACAAUAAGACCCCAGUAAGUCUGAGAAAACUGGGUUACUUUUUUCUUGCAUUUUUCAUCCUGUUGUUGUUGAUAACUACAAUCUGUGUUGCAAUUCUUCGCAUUCAGUGGUAUUUUAUCACACAACGCCCUGGAACCACCCUGACAUGGAAUCAGACCCAA
This is a messenger RNA of Spea bombifrons (plains spadefoot toad), 1848 nucleotides long. RefSeq lists its product as uncharacterized. The coding region runs from base 38 to 1375 and encodes 445 amino acids. The transcript is spliced from 2 exons. The record is from RefSeq and is a predicted model, not a curated record. Gene Ontology annotation, biological process: DNA integration. Lineage: Eukaryota; Metazoa; Chordata; Amphibia; Anura; Pelobatidae. Gene Ontology annotation, molecular function: nucleic acid binding; RNA-DNA hybrid ribonuclease activity.